AUGGGCAUAAGUCUGGCAUCUGGUAGAAAUCCGACGAAAGUUCGGUCCGUUCAGCCAAGUGGAUCUUCCCUCUCUUUCUUAUGUAGCUCAUGUUCGCUACCUCGCUUCUACAGGUCGCAGAAAAAUUUCCGUCGAAGCCGAACUCCAAAGUUCCUCAAGUGUGUAGCUAGUCCGCCAACUGAGACGACUGUUUACACAACAAAGGUUCAACGCAAUGCAAAUAUGGAAAAACUACGAGCUGGCUAUUUAUUCCCUGAGAUCGCCAGAAGAAGAGCAGCCCACAUUUCAAAGUAUCCUGAUGCGCAAGUGAUAACCCUUGGCAUUGGUGAUACUACAGAACCUAUUCCAGAAGUUAUAACUUCUCCUAUGGCCAUGAGAGCACAUGCACUUUCCACUGUUGAAGGUUAUAGUGGUUAUGGAGCAGAACAAGGUGAUAAGGAACUGAGAGCUGCUAUAGCUUCAACUUAUUAUGGUCCUCUUGGCAUUGAUGAAGCUGAUAUAUUUGUUUCAGAUGGGGCAAAAUGUGAUAUUUCUCGUCUUCUGCUGCUUUUUGGAGCCAGUGUGAAGAUAGCAGUGCAGGAUCCAUCAUAUCCGGCCUAUGUAGAUUCAAGUGUCAUUAUGGGACAAACAGGCUUAUUCCAAAUGGACAUUGAAAAGUAUGGAAAUAUUGAGUAUAUGAGAUGCUCACCAGAAAAUGGUUUUUUUCCUAAUCUAUCAACCGUAUCACGAGCAGAUAUCAUAUUCUUCUGUUCGCCGAAUAAUCCAACUGGAUCUGCAGCAUCUAGAGAUCAGCUGACAAAACUGGUGCAGUUCGCUAGAGACAAUGGAUCCAUCAUUAUAUAUGACUCUGCUUAUGCCAUGUAUAUAUCUGAUGACAGCCCGAAGACAAUCUUUGAAAUUCCUGGAGCUAAGGAGGUAAGCUGGAUGGCUUUUUCUGAUUUUUUGGUGUUCAGUGAGUUUACUCCGACUGGAUUACUCACGGCUUUAUGUUUAUUUCAGCUUUUCGUUUUAUUCUUUAGUAUUUUUUCUUGGUGUUAAUAUUCAUGCUUUCAA
Molecule: messenger RNA, 1053 nt
Organism: Dendrobium catenatum
Lineage: Eukaryota; Viridiplantae; Streptophyta; Magnoliopsida; Asparagales; Orchidaceae
Product: probable LL-diaminopimelate aminotransferase, chloroplastic
Exons: 8
Coding region: 1-1038 (345 amino acids)
Cellular component (GO): chloroplast
Molecular function (GO): L,L-diaminopimelate:2-oxoglutarate transaminase activity; pyridoxal phosphate binding
Source: RefSeq, a predicted model, not a curated record